UGCGAGCUGCGACUGCACGGAAGUGAAUUCGCAAAUCAAUAAUGCUAUUAUAAGUACCAAAUUCUUGUGUUUCAUCGACUCUUACAAAGCAGAAUAGAUCAACAUGGAUCUCCCAUAUGAGGUGUUGGUUUACUUAUUUAAGUAUUUACCAAGAGCAGAUAGAAAAGCGGCAAGUGAAACAUGUCGCGCCUGGUAUAUAGCUGCCAAUGACAAUUACUUUUUGAAGAGUAAAUUAGUAACAUUCCACAGAGGGGCAUUUAAUGAUGAAGACCUAUCAAAACUAAGUACAUAUGAAAAUUCCUCAGUAAUUUACCGCAAUUAUAUGUUCUGCGAUGUAGAAAUAUCAAGCAGACUCAAUGGAUUUUGGAACAAAAUGGGAGAAUUUAUAAAUUCAUUGGAAUUUGUGAAGGUUGAUGUAUGUGAAAAGGAAUUUCUGUACAUACUCCAAAAAUGCCCAAACUUGGAAACACUUAAUAUUCAUAGCUGCAAAGAAAUCUUCAUGUCUGGUCGCUUACUAGAGGGUAAAACUGAAGUAGUGAAAAACCUUGAUUAUUUAAAAUCCUUGAGCUUGACUAAUAAUAAGUAUUUAACGGAUGCCUUGUUAAACAGAUUUGUAGUAUCAGCACCAUUAUUGGAAUUCUUGGAUUUAUCAGAUUGUUCUUUGCAGUUCCACGCUGGGCUUAUUAAAAGGUUUUAUCCAAUUGGCUCCAAUGUCUUUGAAAAUCCCUCUGAAAGUGUAUUAACAUUUUAUUUCAUAAUGCAGUUCUUUAUAUCUCGAGCCAAAGUACUUAAACAAUUAAUACUUUCAAACACUCUUAUAGAUGGUGUCGCUCUAAAAUCCAUAGCAGAGAUUGAACACUUGAAACUAGAGACCUUAAUUGUACAUUCCUGUGACCAGCUAACUAACAAUGGCAUCUUGGCAUUGACAACACACCAAACCAGUUUAGUAUCUCUUGAUCUUGGGCUGUGCAGUAGAGUCACUGAUCAAUCUCUUGUUUAUAUAUGCCAAAACCUCAAGAAUUUGGAAUGCCUUGACAUUCAAAGGUGCCGUGCUGUUACCGAUUUAGGUGCCAUUGAACUGAGGAAACUGAAAAAAUUGAAUUCUUUAAACAUAGCUCAAUGUGACCUAAUUACUAAAGUUGGCUUUGAAAAAGGGAUAUGUCAUGAAGUAAAUAAUGAGCUUCAAGAUUUGAAUAUUAGCGCACUUAAUUUGGAUCAAGAAACACUUAUAAUGAUAUCCGAAAAACUACCAAAAUUAAAAUUUCUGGACAUAAGUUUCUGCCUCAAUGGUGUUACAGAUAAGUCUAUUCAAGUUAUAUUAAAGAACCAAAUACGUUUGAAAACUUUGAAAAUGAGUUACUGUGACAAAGUCACAGAUGCAGGCUUAACAGGUAUGGGGAAAAUGGAGGAAAUCAAUGACAAUGUCCCAAUAAUGGCGCAAUAUUAUGAAUGUAGUAGUCAUCAUCAUAAAAUUCACUUAGGAUCCAGAGCUGAGGAGGAGAUUCUUAGAGAUGCACAAAAAAAACGUGAGGUAAUGCUUAUGUGCGAGAAACUUACACUAGAUUCCUCUACUGGAUACUCAUUGGCGCGCCUGAAAUGCCUACAACACCUGGAUAUAAGUGGAUGUAAUAGAAUCACAGAUGUCAGUUUAACUUACACAUUUAACUUCAAAGAACUGAUUGUUCUUAGCUUGAGCAGGUGUCAACAAAUAUCACACGAGGGUAUGGCACAUCUAGUCAAAAAUUGCCCAAGCAUAGAAUUAUUCAAUUUAAUGGAUUGCUACAAUUUGAAAGAUGAAGCUGUUGUGGAAAUAGCAAAAGGUUUACAUAGAUUGGAGAACCUCGUACUAAAGGGCUGCAAUCAACUGACGGACAAAUCAGUGGAAGCUUUAUAUGCUCACUGUAAGAAGUUGCAGUUUCUGGAUGUUCAAGGAUGUCGCUACAUAACACCGGAAGUGGCGUUCACGCUUGGCAACUUGCGAACAUUUCACACUCUUAUAAUAUCAAAACCGAGAUGUCCCUUGCCAGAAGAACCGAAGACCAACCCGCCACCACCAGCUCCAUCAUUUUUCCCGUCUUUGCUGAGGAAAUUACGUUUAGUACACUAAAUUCUUAAUUGUAGCAUUACAAGCACACAUACAUCGAGGCGUAAGACAAGUAUAUUUAGAAAAAUAUUUGUUUCUUUUUAACAUUUUUAUACAUACUUAUGUUUUAGUGACCGUGUCUCGACUCAGCAGUAGGUACCUACUUACUGCCUACUGGCAUUUAUGUUAAUUAUUAGAAAAUGUAUGAUUUUUACAAAAUCACUCGCUAUACGUAAAUUAUGUAAAUCAUCCCUGUUUUGGGAUUUUAAGUAGGUAUAUUACUGACGCAGCUGCGCAGUAAGUAAAUGACAUGAUAAGAUUAUGUGAAAGCGACUUGAUCAAUCUGUUUAUUGAUGUUUAGAUACAUUCGUUUCAGCCAAAUGACGUCCACUGCUGGACAAAGGCCUCCCCCAAGGCUUUCCACAAUGAACGGUCCUGCGCUGCCCGCAUCCAGGCUCUUCCCGCGACCUUUACCAGAUCGUCGGUCCACCUAGUAGGAGUACAUAUUGUAGCUAAUCUAAAAUACUGGUAAUGUCACCCUAAAAAAAAGUCUAUUGAUGAACGAGGUUGCUGCUGUUUGUCCAGCGCAUUAGCAAAGUGAGGUACCCCAAUGAGAUGUGGACGGAGUCUGCAGCCCUAGGGAAGGAAAGUUGAUGAAUGUAGAUUUUGUAACAGGAAAACCCACUUGGGUUAGAUAGGUAGGUACAUGGCCAGGAAUGGCGAUAUUAUUGGAGAGCUUAAAAAAUAUAUUAACUGUAAAUGUCUAUUAAUCUGUAAAUGAGUGUAAGUAUUAAACUGUAGGUAAAUGUAUAAAAAGAGGCGAAAUGUAUUUGUUCCAUCUGAAAGAAAUGAAGAUAAGAUAAUGGCAACUGCCAUGAACUAUAAUGCAUAUUCAAAUGUGAACAUUUACAAUACUUCAGCUCUCGAUUUCAACAAAGUCCAAUGUCCGAGUGAAACGAAGCUGGAGACUGUAAAUGUGACGUCACAGUACAUUGAAAUGUUCAGGGUCAGGCGCCUACUAAACAACAUACAAUUAAAAUGGCUCGAAGUUUUUACGAAGACUAAUGUAUUUUAUGUAAAUUAAGUAGUAACAUAAAAAUGAGAAAUAUACAAAAACAAUGUAAACAAUUUUAUCGUUAUCAUUCCGUUAUCACUUAAAUUAUUUUAGAUUUUGUAUGACCUACGUAAUGGACAAGUUGGAUUUCUUUGUUCUUUCUUUGUUGUCACUUUCAAUCUAAGCAGCCUUUUUUACUGACAAUUUUAAAUAAAAAGACAUUAACUGUAGAGCUUUUUCGUCGAUUUUUUAAUAGAUUCUUUAUAAUUUAAUUUACCAGUGAUAUUCUUUUUUCUUAACUUAUUUAUUAUUACUUAGUGUAGGUACUAAUUUUUAAAAUAGGUAAUACAAUUUUUUGAAAUAACUGUAGGUAUAACAUUUUAAGUUCAUUUGUUCAUACAUAAAUACUAACGCUUUUCCAUGUUGUACUAAAGCCAUGUAUUCAUUAGGCAACAUUUGUUUAUAAACUGUUCAUAAACAAUGUUUCAUAAUGUUUCAUCUUCUCUGUAAACAGUUUAUAAACAGUCCAUAAACAUAGGUGAUGAAACAUUGUUUAUGAUACAUGUUGCCGUGCUCCCCGCUAUGAGUGGAGAGCAAGUGUGGGCGGCCAAGUUUCAGAAACCUGUAUUUAUGGUAAACUUGUUUCACACCUAGUCAUAAACAGUUUAUCAACAAAUGUUGCCUAAUUAGUACAUGGCUUAACUCUGUGUUGUGGAAACUGUUUAAUUAAAACGUGUUCAAUGGGGGCGUUUAGCCGAAAAUAGAUUGUUAGCAAAAUGGCGAUCGCCAUGGCAACCACCGAAAACUUUAGCAUAUUUUCGGCGAGGACAAGUUUGCCAGCAUCAAAAGUGACGUUUUCCCAUCCAUACAUUUUUCUUACUAACGCUAACAAUGCUAUUUUCGGCCAAACGCCCCCAUUAAAACGUUGGAACACUGACUGACGACCACAUAAUUUUUGUAAAUAACGGGACAAAUUACUUCUCAGACUUUUUAAGAAGCAGCUGCACAAAACUUUACUUACCAACCUAGAUGAAUCUAGGCAUAAAAAAUAAUAUUCAUUGAUUACAUUUUAUGUAACUUAACUUUUUUUAGAAAAUAAUCAAAGUAUAAUUAUUGUUGUUGUUAUUGAUGUUGUUGUAAAUUAACCCAUGAAUGUUGUUGUAAAAUAACACUUAGGAAUGUUUCGUUUGAUGGUCCUUCACACUAUAAUAUUGGGGGGCCCAAAUAAAUACAAAACCACAGAUUGUAUUUACCUGUUAAAUGACUAUGAUUUUAUAAUUCAGAGUAGAAAUGAACUUCUUGUUACAUAAAAAAAUAAUAAAUUAUUUAUGUAUCUUUGUUUAUAUUUACUUUAAUGCAAUGCUAUUUUCAUCAAUAAGUAAUAAUUUAUGUUUUUAUCAAUGUUAUUUAUGUUCCUUUGAGGAAAUAGUUAAGUAGAUACUGUGAUAACAUGUUUAUUUUAUGCUGUGAAAAUCAUUAAAUAAAUUAUUGCAUCAUU
This is a messenger RNA of Ostrinia nubilalis (European corn borer), 4635 nucleotides long. RefSeq names its product F-box/LRR-repeat protein 14-like. Lineage: Eukaryota; Metazoa; Arthropoda; Insecta; Lepidoptera; Crambidae. The coding region runs from base 104 to 2107 and encodes 667 amino acids. Gene Ontology annotation, biological process: SCF-dependent proteasomal ubiquitin-dependent protein catabolic process. Gene Ontology annotation, molecular function: protein binding. Gene Ontology annotation, cellular component: SCF ubiquitin ligase complex. The transcript is spliced from 3 exons. The record is from RefSeq and is a predicted model, not a curated record.